AUGCAUUUGCGCACGUUUUGCCUGGUGUUUCCGGCUCUUGCGCUUGGUAAGGAUAUCUACCAACCGCAGAACGUCUCUAUCUCUGACGACCCGUACUACCCGCGCGAGCCUGUCACCUCAUACUCGUACUCACCACCCAAUGCGACAGGAAGCGGUUGGGAGUUCGCCUUUGCUAGAGCAAAACGGUUUGUCUCGCAGCUGACAAUCGAGGAAAAGGUGGGCCUAUGCACUGGGAAUGGCUAUCCCCCUGGCCCAAACAAUCUUGACCUCACCCGGCAUUGUCAGGGAGGUGUUAGUCCAAUUCCUCGACUGAACUUUUCAGGCCUGUGCUAUUUGGACAGUGAUACUGGCAUAGGAAACAGUCAUAGCUAUGGUACCGGGUUCCCCCCCGGCGUGACUGCUGCAUCGACAUGGAACAGGGAGCUCAUCCGUGCACGAGCAUUUGCUAUAGCUACCGAAUUAAGAGCCAAAGGAGUUCAUUCCGUCCUCGGCCCUGUCCUGGCACUGGCUCGAACGAUAGUUGGUGGAACGAACUUUGAAGGGUUUGGAGCCGAACCAUACCUGAUCGGAGUUGCGGGCUACGAAACAGUCAUUGGACAUCAAGGGGCUGGCGUACAAGCUGAGCCGAAGCAGUUCUUGGGAUAUGAAGGCCAGCAGUAUGCGCGCAACUGGUACUCAAGCAACAUGGACUCGAAGACUCUGCACGAGAUUCUAGUGUGGCCGUACGCAGAGGCAGUCAGGGCUGGAGCGGCAUGCGUUAUGACAAGCUACCCGUCCUUGAACAAUACGCAGGCAUCGGCAAAUGCUUAUCUCCAGAACGACAUCCUCAAAACGCACCUUGGCUUCCAAGGCUAUACACAGACUGACUGGAUUGCCCUUGACUACACCGUUAAGGGAAUCAUGUCGGGCACAGAUCAAGACAUGCCUGGAUUUCUGUCCUUAGGUGAAGGUUCAGGCUUCUGGUCCCACUAUGGAGAAAAUUACACAAUGGCCGUGAAGAAUGGGUCUGUACCUGAAUGGCGACUGACUGACGCUGCUUUGCGAAUCUUGACACCCUACUUCCUCUUGGGGCAAGACAGAAACUACCCCCAGAUUAACGUAAAUGAUGAUCCACGACAAACUAUUGUCGAUGCACAGCGCCACAACCACCAGACAAUCGCACAGGAAGUCGCUGCUGCUGGGACUGUGCUGUUGAAGAACACACCAGGCAGGAAGGGCUUACCAUUGGUCAAACCCACAACUAUAAGCCUCUUUGGUCCUGCGGCAGGACAGAAUCCCUAUGGCCCAAAUCAAUAUGGUUACGGUUUCACGCAGGGCACACUUGCAGAAGGCGGCGGGUCUGGAACUACCUUUUAUCCACGCUUGGUCGACCCUAUAAGCGCAUUGACUCAGAGGGCCAGGCAGGAUUUGACGUCGGUGGAUUGGACAACAAGUCUCAACCUCACCUUCGCGGCGGCCAUCGCCCGUCGCGGUACAGUUUGCUUGCCAGUGGUCUCUUCGUUCAGUGGAGAACGUUACGACCGGCCUGACUUGAAACUAACACAUGACGGCGACAAUUUGAUCAAGACGGUUGCUGACAAUUGCGACAACACCAUCGUCGUGGUCCAGUCUGUCGGACCCGUCGAUAUGGAGGCGUGGGUCGAUCAUCCAAACGUUACUGCUGUAGUGUGGGCCAACCUGGCCGGGCAAGAGUUGGGUGCUGCCUUGGUGGAUAUUCUGUACGGCAACGUCAACCCUUCCGGUAGACUCGUCUACACUAUCGCCCGCAAUGCAUCCGACUAUGCACAGGCACAGAUAGUCAAGGAGCCGUACCCAUUCCCGCAGCUCAACUACACCGAAGGCGUGUCCAUCGACUAUCGAGGAUUCGAAAAGAACGGACUCAGCCCGCGAUUCUGGUUCGGACACGGCCUUUCGUAUUCGACAUUCACUUACAGCGCCUUGGAGAUCCACAAGCAGUGGGACAUCAGUGCAGCCAUCCAGACACCAAUCAACUACGUCGCAGAUGCGCCCGGAGGGGAUGCAAGGCUGUACAACGUUGCGGUCGUAGUUAUCCUCGCGAUCCACAACGACGGUCCUUAUGACGGCAAUGAGGUGCCUCAGUUGUAUCUGCAGAUGCCAGCAGUCGCACAAAACCCCACCAAGGUGCUCCGUGGGUUCGACAAUGUCAAAAUUCGUGACGGGGAGACUCAGACUGUCCACUUGUACCUCACUCGCAAAGACAUUAGCUACUGGGACACAGUCGCUCAGACUUGGACCACGCCGCAGGGGCUGUUCGGUGUGCAAGUCGGUGCCUCGUCGAGCGACAUUCGCCUGACUGGCAAUUUUACCUUGUGA
Messenger RNA from Zasmidium cellare ATCC 36951, 2334 nucleotides. Its product is annotated as glycoside hydrolase family 3 protein. The transcript is spliced from 6 exons. The coding region runs from base 1 to 2334 and encodes 777 amino acids. NCBI's taxonomy places the organism in Eukaryota, Fungi, Ascomycota, Dothideomycetes, Mycosphaerellales, Mycosphaerellaceae. Gene Ontology annotation, molecular function: beta-glucosidase activity. Gene Ontology annotation, biological process: glucan catabolic process. The record is from RefSeq and is a predicted model, not a curated record.